CAGAACUGUUGUUCAUUCUGUCUGUCUCUCUCAUUAGUGUUAGUGAAGAAGACGGUCAGGUUCCAUCCCUCUACCCGUCAGAAAGUGGGUGGGGUAUUAGGUAACUACAUUGCCCAGAAUUUAAUCUACUGACUGAGUAAACAACCUGUCAUGUGUAUCGCUCCCUGUAUGUACAACCUACCUGAGUGAUACUAAACUAAAUUUCUCUAGAGGCAGUAUAUCAGUCUGUCCCUUCCUUCUGGGUGUGACACAGGACAAGCCACCCAACCAGUGUCGCUUAGACAUUGCUAGGUGUAGUUUGUUAUACCACACACACUACAGAGUCCAGCAGGACCUGGUAAGAGUAGACAGGAGCUUGAUUCUGAAACAACGAAACUUGUUCCAACAAGACUGACUGAUAUUCUUCAGCAAUUUCAGAAACUGUGAUGUGAUAAUUAACUAGGAACUGAACCAUCAACUCCCACACCAAAACCUGACCACGAAAACUGCAUAAAGAGCAGGUUGAGCAUCUUGACUGACACAAGGUGUGAAAGUACCUGUGGGAAGAUGCACCUGUACCGGCCCAAGGUUCUUGUUUGUGUGGCGAUGGCAUGUAGUGGGGUGGCCUUGGCGAUCCAGCUUGCGUCGGUGAUCGGAACCGGGUGGCUGAUGUUCAAGAACACUUACGCUGGUUACACGUAUUUAACAGAGAAUGGAUUGUUCCGUUAUUGUGUUGAGUUCACUGGCAUUUGUUCUACAUAUGAUAAACCUGAAGUUUUCCCAGACUGGGCGACAGCUUGUCAGACCUUCUCCAUUCUGGCACUGGGGGCUAUGUUCGGCAGUUUUGUUGUCGGAAUUCUGCACAUUCUGAGAGAAGAGACACAGGGGCUGACACUUCUUGCUGCUGAAGUGAACAUGGUCGCAGCCGUUUACAUCGCAGUAGAAGUGGGUUUGUUCGCUGGUAAGACUAAGGACAGAAUAAGGACUACUACAUCAUCAACAGUUUCAUACGGGUAUGAUUUCUACCUGUCGAUCGCUGCUGGUGGGUUGAGUGUCGUCGCCGCCAUCCUCUAUGUCGUCGGAAGAGUCACAGUCCGUUAGUGAGUUAACGACUCACUCCAUGGUAUCAGAUGUACUCUGAAAACUGUCAUCGAAGUGUUUCUUGUGUUGAUAAACAUUGCUUGAUGUUCUCCCUCACCCCGUGUUUUCUAAGACAAUAAAUAUGGACAUACAAACACACACCAAUGCUCAUCAAUGAACCUCACAACAGUAAAGGUCACUUUUCAUCUAUUAACUAGGCCAUGGGUUCUUCAAUAUAUUUUAAAAAAAAAAAAAACAUUUGAGUAACAAUGAAAACAGUGAAAGGUAAUUUAACUCCAGAAGGAGAGACACCAUGAAGAUCUGUUGUGUACAAUCUCGUCUAACAACAGCUGUGAGUAAUAAAAAUUACGGCCGCCAUUUGUAAAAAUCUACAGAGCUGAAGUUGUAUGUAUAUUUGAAUGUGACCAGAUUUGUUUGUACAUAACAGACAGAAAAUAUGUCUACUGGCCGUUGUUAUCAAACAAGAAUAAAAACGAUGUCCUUAA
Pomacea canaliculata is the source of this 1565-nucleotide messenger RNA. RefSeq lists its product as uncharacterized. Gene Ontology annotation, cellular component: membrane. The record is from RefSeq and is a predicted model, not a curated record. The transcript is spliced from 3 exons. Lineage: Eukaryota; Metazoa; Mollusca; Gastropoda; Architaenioglossa; Ampullariidae. The coding region runs from base 547 to 1080 and encodes 177 amino acids.